UGCUUAUCGGACUUACGAUUCAAGCACUCAACAUUUCGUCGUAUUUUGUUGCUCGUAUUGGAAGAGUGUAGUUAAGAUUUUGAUUUUCAAUAAAGGAGGAGAGAGCGAGAUCAGUACGAGGUGCUUCAAGUUCGAAAGACAGGAUGUCGUCUAUGGUUCGUCCCGAUGCGGAUCAUCCCGACGGUGCUCCCAUGGCGAGUAGUUUCGAUUCAAACUCGGUGGUGUUCAGGUUUAACAUCCCCUAGAACACGAAAUGUGAAGGCCGAGGCUAUGGCUGAUGCUCACAAGCAGAGGGUAGAAGCUGAAGUGAAUGCCUACUUGCAGUCAGAGAUUCGCAAGACUGAGGCGCGGGCUGCAACAGCAGAGUCAAAGAUAGAGCAGAAGAGGAUGAAAGAUGAAGCACGAGCUAUUGAGCAUAAAAAGCGUGAGGAAGCCAAGGCUGAGCAGGCCAUUCGUACUGCUGAGGUGAAAGCCGAUAAAAUUGUCGCAAAUGCUAAGGAAGAAGCAGCAAAAACAAAAGCAUUUGCUUCAGAGCAAUGUGAGAAAGGCAUUGCUGACUCACAUACUCAAGCCGAGCGGUCUAAAGCUGAGCAAGAGGAAUUGAAGAAACGUGAAAUCGCCGAGUUAAAUGACAAAGCUGAGCAGAUGAGAAUUACAGGCGAGCUCCCCUUUUACGAGAAAGAGAAGAAGGGAAUUGCCUCCAAGGUGAAGGAUGCCUUGACUUGCCACCAUGGCACAUAAAUGUAAUAUUAAUUUCUGAGUUUGAACAAACGCAUCUGCCACAAAUGGAUGCAUACUAGGCAGAAAAGCUGAACAAUAACACUCAGGUCAUCUGCACAAAUCAAGUUAGUUUAGCCAACAAAGUAUUGUGGUGUUAUUCCCAUCUGAGACAUCAAUAGUAGAGUAGAAGAUUGUUGCAGUUGGCGGUGGAUCAUUCUUAGUGCAAGAUGUAGAGAUGAUUAAGUACUUGCGUGUGAAUUUGUGUAGAUGACCAUGAACCUUCUUGCACAGCCUUUUUUUUCCACCUUGCAAGGAAUAAAAACGUCCCCAAACGGUGACACUUACUUAUUUUUGAAA
This is a messenger RNA of Physcomitrium patens, 1077 nucleotides long. RefSeq lists its product as uncharacterized. Lineage: Eukaryota; Viridiplantae; Streptophyta; Bryopsida; Funariales; Funariaceae. The record is from RefSeq and is a predicted model, not a curated record.